GGUUUUUUUUUUGGCACCCUUACCAUGGUCCACACUGUGUCGUGGCCCUAAUGUUUAUUCAUCCUCCUGUGAUUCAAAAACGAAAGUCAAAGUUGUAGAAGUGAAUAUUUUUGAAUAAAUGGACACUAAAGCCGACAAAUUACAUAAAAGAGCAAUACGUGAUCAACAAAAACGCAUAAAACCUGGUGAAUGCCAGAAAUAUGUGCGUCUGGUCUUAGAUAGCGAGAUUCUGUAUUCAAACAUUCCAGGACUAGGUCUCCAAUUGCAAUUAGAAAUAGAACAGCUUCAACUAAAAUACUUAGUCCGCGACUUGCCGGCCAAAAUGUGCAUCAUUUGGGAACGCCAAUCAGGACAACGAGAAUUACUAUCCACCGAUGAUAUAGAGCAACAUUUGACCUCGCAAUGGGGCAUGGAUAACCAAGUAUUGCAUUUCCAUACAGCGCAAGAGCUGGGAAAGAGCAAACCAGUCAAGGAAAUUGUCCAGAAUCUUCGCACGCAUUUUCCAGACGCAAAACCCACAAUAGCAGUGUUGGCACGAGACGACAAAAGUUCUGAUUCGAGUAGUCAAACGGCUGCACUCAUUGAUUUGCAGGUAUUGCACCAAGUAGCUACUUUACAAGUGCCACCUAUGGCAAAGGAAGUAGCAGCAACGUUGCGACGUUUCACCAAGGCCAUCGCAGAAGCGCCAUACAAGCAACAAAAAUCCGAGUCAUUGGGGACUUUCAAAAAAUUCCUAGCAAACGACAAAAAACAAUGUGUGCGCGUAGUAGGAACCAGCGGCUUUGGGCGUUUGUGGCAACAGCAUUUGAACCGCCUACCAUUGGUCACCUUGGAAGUAGCAGAGACUAUAAUAGCCCAAUACCCAUGCCCAAAACGACUUUUGGACGCAUACGAACGAGAUGCAGCGGAAGAGAAGAAUACGAUGGCUGAUUUGAAAAUCAACCGCGCUGGUCCACAGCCUCUACAAGCGGAUAGGCGAAUUGGAAAUGUGCUGAGUGGAAAAUUAUAUCUUUUGUAUAAUAGUAGAGAUCCAAAUGCUGUUAUUUAGUACAUUUUCAAUAUUCAGUUGCAUCUUACUUUUAACAAAAACUG
Molecule: messenger RNA, 1092 nt
Organism: Rhagoletis pomonella (apple maggot)
Lineage: Eukaryota; Metazoa; Arthropoda; Insecta; Diptera; Tephritidae
Product: crossover junction endonuclease EME1-like
Exons: 1
Coding region: 119-1048 (309 amino acids)
Biological process (GO): mitotic intra-S DNA damage checkpoint signaling; resolution of meiotic recombination intermediates; replication fork processing
Cellular component (GO): Holliday junction resolvase complex; nucleus
Source: RefSeq, a predicted model, not a curated record